Molecule: messenger RNA, 8501 nt
Organism: Portunus trituberculatus (swimming crab)
Lineage: Eukaryota; Metazoa; Arthropoda; Malacostraca; Decapoda; Portunidae
Exons: 6
Coding region: 1-6900 (2299 amino acids)
Cellular component (GO): extracellular region
Molecular function (GO): chitin binding
Source: RefSeq, a predicted model, not a curated record
AUGGGCCUCAGAUUCUCAGUUUUCAAAUUUGAUUGUCCAUUUGGUACUGUGUUCGAUGAUGAUCUUGAUAUCUGCAACCAUCCUUACGCGGUGAAGAACCCACCGGAGUGCGCCGGAGCCAUGGCCAACUUGCCCUUGCCGGAACCACCUGGAGUGGACACACCGGGAUCCGGAGGAAUGGGAAGUGUCGGAGGAACUGGAGGUGUUGGAGGAAUGGGAGGAACUGGAGGUGUUGGAGGAACUGGAGGUGUUGGAGGAACGGGAGGUGUUGGAGGAACGGGAGGUGUUGGAGGAACAGGAGGUGUUGGACCUGGAGGUGUUGGAGGAAUUGGAGGCGUUGGAGGAACAGGAGGUGUUGGACCUGGAGGUGUUGGAGGAAUUGGAGGUGUUGGAGGAACAGGAGGUGUUGGACCUGGAGGUGUUGGAGGAAUUGGAGGUGUUGGAGGAACAGGAGGUGUUGGACCUGGAGGUGUUGGAGGAAUUGGAGGUGUUGGAGGAACAGGAGGUGUUGGACCUGGAGGUGUUGGAGGACAUGGAGGUGUUGGAGGAACAGGAGGUGUUGGACCUGGAGGUGUUGGAGGAACAGGAGGUGUUGGAGGAACAGGAGGUGUUGGAGGAACAGGAGGUGUUGGAGGAAUUGGAGGAGUUGGAGGGACGGGAGGUGUUGGAGGAACGGGAGGUGUUGGAGGACCUGGAGGUGUUGGAGGACCUGGAGGUGUUGGAGGAACAGGAGGAUACCCUGGAACAGGUGGAGUGCCAGGAACAGGAGGAAUUCCUGGAACAGCAGGAACACCUGGAACACCUGGAACACCUGGAACAGGUGGAGUGCCUGGAACAGGAGGAUACCCUGGAACAGGUGGAGUGCCAGGAACAGGAGGAAUUCCUGGAACAGCAGGAACACCUGGAACACCUGGAACAGGUGGAGUGCCUGGAACAGGAGGAUACCCUGGAACAGGUGGAGUGCCAGGAACAGGAGGAAUUCCUGGAACAGCAGGAACACCUGGAACACCUGGAACACCUGGAACAGGUGGAGUACCUGGAACAGGAGGAUACCCUGGAACAAGUGGAGUGCCAGGAACAGGAGGAAUUCCUGGAACAGCAGGAACACCUGGAACUGGAGGAUACCCUGGAACAGGUGGAGUGCCAGGAACAGGAGGAAUUCCUGGAACAGCAGGAACACCAGGAACAGCUGGAACACCUGGAACAGGUGGAGUGCCUGGAACAGGAGGAUACCCUGGAACAGGUGGAGUGCCAGGAACAGGAGGAAUUCCUGGAACAGCAGGAACACCUGGAACAGCUGGAACACCUGGAACAGGUGGAGUGCCUGGAACAGGAGGAUACCCCGGAACAGCUGGACUGCCAGGAACAGCAGGAACACCUGGAACAGCUGGAACACCUGGAACACCUGGAACAGGUGGAGUGCCUGGAACAGGAGGAUACCCCGGAACAGCUGGAGUGCCAGGAACAGCAGGAACACCUGGAACAGCUGGAACACCUGGAACAGGUGGAGUGCCUGGAACAGGAGGAAUUCCUGGAACAGCAGGAACACCAGGAACAGCUGGAACACCUGGAACAGGUGGAGUGCCUGGAACAGGAGGAUACCCUGGAACAGGUGGAGUGCCAGGAACAGGAGGAAUUCCUGGAACAGCAGGAACACCUGGAACAGCUGGAACACCUGGAACAGGUGGAGUGCCUGGAACAGGAGGAUACCCCGGAACAGCUGGACUGCCAGGAACAGCAGGAACACCUGGAACAGCUGGAACACCUGGAACAGGUGGAGUGCCUGGAACAGGAGGAUACCCCGGAACAAGUGGAGUGCCAGGAACAGGAGGAAUUCCUGGAACAGCAGGAACACCUGGAACAGGAGGAUACCCUGGAACAGGUGGAGUGCCAGGAACAGGAGGAAUUCCUGGAACAGCAGGAACAGCAGGAACAGCGGGAACACCUGGAACAGGUGGAGUGCCUGGAACAGGAGGAUACCCUGGAACAGGUGGAGUGCCAGGGACAGGAGGAAUUCCUGGAACACCAGGAACACCUGGAACAGCUGGAACACCUGGAACAGGUGGUUUACCUGGAACAGGAGGAUACCCCGGAACAGGUGGAGUGCCAGGAACACCUGGAACAGCUGGAACACCUGGAACAGGUGGAGUGCCUGGAACAGGAGGAAUUCCUGGAACAGCAGGAACACCAGGAACAGCUGGAACACCUGGAACAGGUGGAGUGCCUGGAACAGGAGGAUACCCUGGAACAGGUGGAGUGCCAGGAACAGGAGGAAUUCCUGGAACAGCAGGAACACCUGGAACAGCUGGAACACCUGGAACAGGUGGAGUGCCUGGAACAGGAGGAUACCCCGGAACAGCUGGAGUGCCAGGAACAGCAGGAACACCAGGAACAGCUGGAACACCUGGUACAGGUGGAGUGCCUGGAACAGGUGGAUACCCCGGAACAGCUGGAGUCCCAGGAACAGCAGGAACACCUGGAACAGCGGGAACACCUGGAACAGGUGGAGUGCCCGGAACAGGAGGAUACCCUGGAACAGGUGGAGUGCCAGGAACAGGAGGAAUUCCUGGAACAGCAGGAACACCUGGAACAGCUGGAACACCUGGAACAGGUGGAGUGCCUGGAACAGGAGGAUACCCCGGAACAGCUGGAGUGCCAGGAACAGCAGGAACACCAGGAACAGCUGGAACACCUGGAACAGGUGGAGUGCCUGGAACAGGUGGAUACCCCGGAACAGCUGGAGUCCCAGGAACAGCAGGAACACCUGGAACAGCGGGAACACCUGGAACAGGUGGAGUGCCUGGAACAGGAGGAUACCCUGGAACAGGUGGAGUGCCAGGAACAGGAGGAAUUCCUGGAACAGCAGGAACACCAGGAACAGCUGGAACACCUGGAACAGGUGGAGUGCCUGGAACAGGAGGAUACCCUGGAACAGGUGGAGUGCCAGGAACAGGAGGAAUUCCUGGAAUAGCAGGAACACCAGGAACAGCGGGAACACCUGGAACAGGUGGAGUGCCUGGAACAGGAGGAUACCCCGGAACAGCUGGUGUGCCAGGAACAGCAGGAACACCAGGAACAGCUGGAACACCUGGAACAGGUGGAGUGCCUGGAACAGGAGGAUACCCCGGAACAGCAGGAGUGCCAGGAACAGCAGGAACACCUGGAACACCUGGAACAGGUGGAGUGCCUGGAACAGGAGGAUACCCCGGAACAAGUGGAGUGCCAGGAAUCGGAGGAAUUCCUGGAACAGCAGGAACACCAGGAACAGCUGGGACACCUGGAACAGGUGGAGUGCCUGGAACAGGAGGAUACCCCGGAACAGGUGGAGUGCCAGGAACAGGAGGAAUUCCUGGAACACCAGGAACACCUGGAACAGGUGGAGUGCCAGGCACAGGAGGAAUUCCUGGAACAGCAGGAACACCUGGAACAGCUGGAACACCUGGAACAGGUGGAGUGCCUGGAACAGGAGGAUUCCCCGGAACAGGUGGAGUGCCAGGAACAGGAGGAAUUCCUGGAACAGCAGGAACACCUGGAACAGGAGGAUACCCUGGAACAGGUGGAGUGCCAGGAACAGGAGGAAUUCCUGGAACAGCAGGAACACCAGGAACAACUGGAACACCUGGAACAGGUGGAGUGCCUGGAACGGGAGGAUACCCUGGAACAGGAGGAGUGCCAGGAUCAGGAGGAAUUCCUGGAACAGCAGGGACAUCUGGAACAGCUGGAACACCUGGAACAGGAGGAGUGCCUGGAACAGGAGGAUACCCCGGAACAGGUGGAGUGACAGGAACAGGAGGAAUUCCUGGAACAGCAGGAACACCUGGAACAGGUGGAGUGCCUGGAACAGUUGGGACACCAGGAACAGGUGGAGUGCCUGGAACAGGAGGAUUCCCCGGAACAGGUGGAGUGCCAGGAACAGGAGGAAUUCCUGGAAUACCUGGAACAGCUGGAGUUCCAGGGACAGGUGGAGUGCCUGGAACAGGAAUUCCUGGAACACCAGGAACGGCUGGAGUGCCCGGAACAGGUGGAGUGCCUGGAACUGGGGGAAUUCCUGGAACACCUGGGACACCUGGAACACCUGGAACGGGAGGAAUUUCCGGAACACCUGGAACAGCUGGAGUGCCCGGAACAGGUGGAGUGCCUGGAACAGUCGGUUAUCCAGGAACAGGUGUAGUUCCUGGUUCCGGUGGAGUGCCUGGAACAGGAGGAAUUCCUGGAACAGCUGGAACACCUGGAACAGCUGGAGUGCCUGGAACAGUUGGAUACCCAGGAACAGCUGGAGUGCCUGGAACAGGUGGAGUGCCUGGAACAGCUGGAACACCAGGAACAGAUGGAGCGCCUGGAACAGGUGGAGUACCCGGAACAGUUGGAGUACCUGGAACGGCAGGAGUCCCUGGAACGGCAGGUGUUCCGGGAACAGCUGGAGUGCCUGGAACAGCAGGAGUGCCGGGAACAGCUGGAGUGCCUGGAACAGCAGGAGUCCCUGGAACGGCAGGUGUUCCGGGAAUAGCUGGAGUGCCUGGAACAGCAGGAUUCCCGGGAACAGCUGGAGUGCCUGGAACAGCAGGAGUCCCCGGAACAGCUGGAGUGCCUGGAACGGGAGGAGUUCCGGGAACAGCUGGAAUUCCUGGAACGGCAGGAGUCCCGGGAACAGCUGGAGUGCCUGGAACAGCAGGUGUCCCGGGAACAGCUGGAAUUCCUGGAACAGCAGGAGUUCCAGGAACAGCUGGAGUGGCUGGAACGGCAGGUGUCCCAGGAACAGCUGGAGUGCCUGGAUCGGCAGGCGUGCCAGGAACAGCUGGAGUGCCUGGAACGGCAGGAGUUCCAGGAACAGCUGGAGUGCCUGGAACGGCAGGAGUCCCUGGAACAGCUGGAGUGCCUGGAACGGGAGGAGUUCCAGGUACAGCUGGAGUGCCUGGAACGGCAGGAGUUCCAGGAACAGCAGGAGUGCCGGGAACAGCUGGAGUGCCUGGGACGGCAGGAGUUCCAGGAACAGCUGGAAUGCCUGGAACAGCAGGAGUCCCAGGAACAGCUGGAAUUCCAGGAACGGCAGGGGUCCCAGGAACAGCUGGAAUUCCUGGAACGGCAGGAGUCCCGGGAACAGCUGGAGUACCUGGAACGGCAGGUGUCCCAGGAACGGCUGGAGUAUCUGGAACGGCAGGUGUCCCAGGAACAUCUGGAGUGCCUGGAACGGCAGGAGUUCCAGGAACAGCUGGAGUGCCUGGAACGGCAGGAGUUCCAGGAACAGCUGGAGUGCCUGGAACGGCAGGAGUCCCGGGAACAGUUGGAGUGCCUGGAACAGCAGGAGUGCCGGGAACAGCUGGAGUGCCUGGGACGGCAGGAGUUCCAGGAACAGCUGGAGUGCCUGGAACAGCAGGAGUCCCAGGAACUGCAGGAGUACCUGGAACGGCAGGAGUCCCAGGAACAGCUGGAAUUCCAGGAACGGCAGGGGUCCCAGGAACAGCUGGAAUUCCUGGAACGGCAGGAGUCCCGGGAACAGCUGGAGUACCAGGAACGGCUGGUGUCCCAGGAACGGCUGGAGUACCUGGAACGGCAGGAGUCCCUGGAACAGCUGGAGUGCCUGGAACGGCAGGAGUUCCAGGAACAGCUGGAGUCCCUGGAACGGCAGGAGUCCCUGGAACAGCUGGAGUGCCUGGAACAGGAGGAGUCCCGGGAACAGCUGGAAUUCCUGGAACUGCAGGUGUCCCAGGAACAGCUGGAGUACCUGGAACGGCAGGAGUCCCUGGAACAGCUGGAGUGCCUGGAACAGGAGGAGUCCCGGGAACAGCUGGAAUUCCUGGAACAGCAGGUGUCCCAGGAACAGCUGGAGUACCUGGAACGGCAGGAGUCCCAGGAACAGCAGGAGUACCUGGAACGGCAGGAGUCCCAGGAACAGCUGGAAUUCCUGGAACGGCAGGAGUUCCAGGAACAGCUGGAAUUCCUGGAAUGGUAGGAAUCCCUGGAGCAGCUGGAAUACCUGGAACAGCAGGAGUGCCAGGAUCAGCUGGAUUGCCUGGAACAGCAGGAGUCCCAGGAGCAGUUGGAAUUCCUGGAACAGCAGGAAUCCCGGGUGUCCCGGGAACAAUUGGCGUGCCUGGAACGGCAGGAAUUCCUGGAACAGUCGGAGUUCCUGGAGUGUCUGGAAGUGUUGGAGUCCCUGGAACACCUGGAACUGCUGGAGGAGGUUUGGGUGGAUCAGGUGUUCCUCCACCAUUCGUACUUAUGUGUUACCACGACAACAAGUAUCGUAGACAUCCACUGUAUUGCAACAGAUACUAUUACUGCAUAUGGGAUGGCACGCAAUGGACCUUCCCAAUCUUUACCUGUCCUGCUAGGCUUGUGUUUGAUGAAGUCUCACAGCAGUGCUCAUUUGAAGCUGAAAGUGUUCCCUGCAACGGCACCUUGGCACCUUACCCUACCCCGAUCACAUCCAAGCCGUCAGUCAGCUCCACGUCUGUCACACAAGAAACAUCUGACGGCCUAUCAGAAUCUAUCACGCCAGACUUAGACGAUCUUGAUACCACGCUUGACCCAAUGGCUCCUGAGAUAACUACGCUUAUGCCUUUCGCUCCUGAAACUACUAUUGGUUCAGCAACGAUGGCGACUACUACACAGAAGACAUGGAUUGUUGACGAGAGUAGCCUGUACGAUUGUCCGGCACCAGGAUACUAUCCCUUCGAGGGCGACUGUGUUCGAUUCUACAAGUGUUCAGAGACAGAUGGCAAACUCAAGGGUCUGUUGUAUAAAUGUCCCGAUACCUUCGCUUAUUCAGAAGAACGCAAGAGGUGUUGGCCAGAAGACGAGGUACCACCAUGUCAGAGAAAGAUGCAAGGACCUCACCUGCGAAUUGCCACCACCAUCCAGCUCAGAAAGAAAGAUCUUUGGUGGUUCUUCAGAAAUUAGUAAUAAAACAAUUUUGUGAGAAACACUCCUUAUACGUAUUUCAGGGAAGGAUUUCUCCCUUGAAAUUAUACAGUUAACCAGAGAUAUUUGGUGUUGACAAUGUUACAUGACAGAUUGCAAUUACGUAUAAGAAGGAAAUGGUUGCAACACUAAUUCGUGGUAAGCGAUGCACAGCGAAAGAAACUAAAAAAAAGAAAAAAAAAAAGUAUUGCGAUGCAAACAAUGACUAAAGGUACAUUGCAUCAGUUUCUAAAGCAGUGUUCUAAGGCAGCUUAUUAAUGUGAACAACAGAUAAUUUAUGCGGAUGUAAUACUUAUUUCUGUUCACCAAGUGAAAUUCAAUUUAGUCUAAUUGUAGUGUGUAAAUUGCUAUUUCCAGAGCGACCAUUCUUAUUUAUGCUCUUUAACCUCAUCUUUUCAUGGAUAUAUUCUUAGAUCAGGAAAAAAUAAUGAUCUUUAUCAUCUUUCGACGAAAAGAACGUUGCUGUUGCAAGUUGUUCAAUUGUAUUUAUUGAUACAUAGUGUAAGUAGAUUAGACAUUUUUAUAUUUGAGAAGAGGCCGUGACAAUCGGUUUCUCCAACUAUGAACGAGAAAAUAUAUUCGUAUUUGUUUUCUUCUGGCUGAGAACUCAGUAAUGAGGAAAUGCUUACUCGUCAGCUUCUUCUGAGACGGAUCCAACACAGCGAUGCAUCGUGACUGGGAUUUAGCUGCAUCUCUCCAUAAGCUUUACGACGUUUCCGUCCUCACUGUCCCGCUACCUUGCUCCAUGCAGGGGCGGGACGCUGGGCAUUCAGAGCAUAGCACCGCAUUAUUGUGCAAGGCAUUAUGACUCGGUUACUCUUGAGUGAGUAUAUUUCUAUAGAUGCUACUUUGCCGCGUAAGACUAAUUUGUUUAUAAUUUUACCUCAAGAUAUCUUUUAUUUAUUAUGGACAGGGAGGUGCGUGCAUGGGCCUGAUGGCAUAUACUUAACAUGUAACUGAGUCACACAUGUAUAAUGUGCCAAACCAUUUUGUGAUUUUGUUUGUUUCUGUGUUAUUUAAUUGGUAAAUCACAAUAUUUGGUUGAUGUCGGAAAAGAAAUAUUUGAUUUCUUUAUUAUGUGUUUUUAUUGAUAUCUUUAUUUACAAAAUAAGAAAACAUAUUCCAAAAUGAGAUGCAGGUUUUUUCUUUUUUUCUUUUUUUCAUUUCAUCGACAUUGUCAUUAUAUGAUUGGAGUGUGUGAGAACCAAUGUGUUGUUACAAUUUUCCUUACUGAAGCAGCGGCAGGAUUGAAACUCGUUCACUCUUCCCAGAUUCUCUCCUCUUGUCUGCUGCCAACCAAGUAAAUCCUACUUAUUGCGAUUCCUUUUCUAUUUGUUUGUUCAAUACUCUGUAGCUUUUAAAAAUUACUAUCACGUUGGUGAUUACGAUGAUGCAAGUUACUAUUUCUUAUCGAUUAUUCGUAUUUGUUAUUUUUUAGUUUUAGACUAUAAGAAAAGAAUCACUUUAUUUUCUUGUCUUAUUCAACAUCAACCAUAUAUUGAGCGAAAUAUACAACUGUACCAUAGACGUAAAUUAUGUGACCAUUAUCUUGUUGAAUAUAACACAACAGAUAACCAUAA